This is a messenger RNA of Cornus florida, 1995 nucleotides long. RefSeq names its product ABC transporter G family member 23. The transcript has a single exon. Gene Ontology annotation, cellular component: membrane. Bases 43 to 1995 code for a protein of 650 amino acids. Lineage: Eukaryota; Viridiplantae; Streptophyta; Magnoliopsida; Cornales; Cornaceae. The record is from RefSeq and is a predicted model, not a curated record. Gene Ontology annotation, molecular function: ATP hydrolysis activity; ABC-type transporter activity; ATP binding.
CCCUCCAUCACACCCUCUUCUCACAAAAAUUGAGCUCAAACAAUGGCCUCAUGCUUCCUACCACCACCUAACCUCGAAGACGAUUCAAUCAUCCUCUUCUCAACCUCCAACUCGCCCGAUGAGUCCACCAGCCCCUCCUCCUCUUCCCACCACUCACCACCACCGCCACCACCAUCUCGUGCACCUAAAACAACCUACAAACUAAGUGUUAGGAACCUCUCCUACACCAUAAACCGAAACAAUUCCAUUCUACCUUCUUCCUUUUAUCGCCCGGUGUACAAGCCUAAACUUCUCAACAUACUCAAAUCAGUCUCUUUUGUCGCAAAAAGCGCUGAAAUCCUUGCUGUUGUUGGCCCUAGUGGCACCGGCAAGUCUACUCUCCUACGGGUUAUUUCUGGCAGGGUGAGAGAUAAGGACUUCGACACAAAGAGUGUCUCGCUCAAUGAUUGUCCGGUAUCGAGUCCAGCUCGGCUGAGGAGCAUAUGUGGAUUCGUGGCGCAAGAGGACAACCUUCUUCCUCUUCUAACUGUGAAGGAAACUCUGAUGUUCAGUGCCAAGUUUAGGCUCAAGGACAUGAGUUCGAAAGAGAGGGAAGAGAGGGUUGAGAGCUUCAUGCUGGAGCUUGGCCUCUUGCAUGUUGCUCAUAGUUUUGUUGGGGAUGAAGAUAAAAGAGGCAUAUCUGGUGGAGAAAGAAAAAGGGUAUCCAUUGGUGUGGAUAUGAUUCAUGACCCUCCAAUUUUACUCCUUGAUGAGCCAACUUCCGGGCUUGACAGCACGUCUGCUCUUCAAGUGAUCGAGCUACUUUCUUCCAUGGCGAAAGCAAAGCAGAGGACAAUAGUCUUGUCUAUCCACCAACCAAGCUAUAGAAUUCUUCAAUACAUUUCAAAUUUCUUGAUCCUUUCUCAUGGUUCUGUUGUCCAUAAUGGUAGCCUAGAAUCACUAGAAGAGACCAUAAACAAGUUGGGUUUCAAAGUUCCACUGCAACUAAAUGCUUUAGAAUAUGCCAUGGAAAUUAUAUCUACAAUAGAAGAGUCUAACACCAAAUUUUCUUUAUCUGUCAUAGAUGAUAAGGAACCAUCUUCGUACUCGAUUUGGCAAGAACAAAUUGGGGGGGUCCAACAGGAAAAGAUGGGCACUGGUUGUUUUUGGAGUACUUUGUUUGAAAUUAUGGUUCUCUGCCAAAGAUUUUGGAAGAUCAUUUACAGGACAAAACAGCUGUUCUUGGCAAGGACUAUGCAAGCUCUCGUUGGAGGAUUUGGUCUGGGAAGUGUGUAUAUAAAGGUGAAGAGAGAUGAAGACGGUGUCGCGGAGAGGUUAGGCCUUUUUGCUUUUAGUCUUAGCUUUCUCCUUUCUUCCACAGUCGAAGCACUUCCAAUAUACCUUCAAGAGCGCCGCGUUUUGAUGAAGGAAGCCUCUAGAGGAGCCUACAGAAUUUCCUCCUACAUGAUUGCCAACACCAUUGUCUUCCUUCCCUUCUUGUUUGCAGUAGCCAUUCUCUUUUCCUUUCCCGUGUACUGGAUCGUAGGGCUCAAUCCUUCCCUCUCUGCCUUCGUGUUCUUCACAUUCGCGGUGUGGCUCAUUGUGUUGAUGGCUAGCUCUUUAGUCCUCUUCCUAAGUGCUGUCUCCCCGGAUUUCAUUUCCGGGAAUUCGCUCAUCUGCACAGUUCUUGGUGCCUUUUUCCUCUUUUCGGGCUACUUCAUUCCCAAGGAGUGCAUUCCAAAAUAUUGGCUCUUCAUGUACUACGUCUCUCUUUAUAGGUAUCCAUUGGAUUCACUUCUCAUCAAUGAAUAUUGGAGUGUGAGAAGUGAGUGUUUCUCUAGGCAUCCUCAAGUUUACUCAAUGUGUUUGCUUACUGGAAAUGAUGUAUUGAAGAGCAGAGGGCUGGACAAGGAUACUAGGUGGAUGAAUGUGGGAAUCAUGGUAGCCUUCUUUGUGUUUUACAGGGUGCUUUGCUGGAUCAUUUUGGCACGAAGAGUUUCAAAAACAACAAUAUAA